ACCCUCUUCUCUCUCGUCGCUCGCUUCCUCGCCAUGGAAGCAGUAAACACCGCUUUCUUUUCUAUCCGGCAAAAAGGAGUAAUUUUUGCUCCCUAAAUCCGCUCCUCGUCUCUCAUAAUCUUGUGGCGUUGUCAUCUUCUUCUCUCUUCUUCUACUUCGUUUGCGAUCCAAUGCUCCGUCGAGCUCAAAAAGAUACAUAGAUCGAGCAGUAUUGGUGUGUGAAUCGAAAUGCCAUUCGGGAAAAGCUCCACGAUGGACUUUAGGAGGUCAUCAUCGUCAUCGUCGUCGUCGCAGUGCUCGACAGCGACCCUUGUUGUGUUCGUUGCUCUUUGCUUGGUCGGUGUUUGGAUGAUGACAUCGUCCACUGUAGUCCCCGUCGACAUGUCUGCCACCGAGAUCAACUCGGAGAUGAAGCAACAAGCUUCCGAGACUUAUUCAGCGCCACUCGAAGAGAGUUCAACGGAGGUCUCCGGUGAAGCAACGAGAAGAGAUGCCGACACCAGCGUGAGCGAUCCUACAACUGAAACCAAAUCCGAGUCGUCGGAAGAGCAGAAGCUGCUCGACAAAACAGCUGAAAACAUGGCAGAAAAGACCCAAGAAGGCGAGCUUGGGGAGGAUGGCAAGGAUAAGAAGGAUGAUGAUUCCACAAAAGCUCAGGCAUAUAGUGAUGAGAACGGGAAUACAGAAGGUGAAGAAGUGAUCAAAGAAGGUGGCGAGAGAAAAGAAGGUGAUCCGGAGAACGCUCAAGACAGGAGCUCAGAGGAGAAUCCUCGAGAAUCUGCAAAUGGUGCGCAGGAAAAUACAGCAGACCAGCAGACAUAUAGUGAUGAGAAUGGCACUGCAGAGGGUGGAGAAAUGAUUAAAGAAGGUGGUCAGGAGAAUAGCCUCGACAAGAGCAGGGAAGGGAGUUCUCAAGAAACUACGGAUGGUGAGCAGGAAAAGAAAGCCGACCAGAAGUUUGAUGAAACGACAGAAAGUGAGCAAGACAAAAGCCCAGAACAGAGUUCAGAUGAAACUACUAAUGGUGAUGAGAAACCAGAGGGUGCAGAGAUGAUCAAAGAAGGUGUUCAGGAGUAUGGCCAAGACAAGAGCAGCACAGAGGAGCCUUACCAAGUAACUACUGAUGGUGAACAGGAAAAGAAAGCAGAUCAGAAGGUUAAUGAAACAGCAGAUGGUGAGCAAAACAAGAUUUCCGAGCAGAAUUCAGAUGAAGCUAAGGGAGAUGAGCAACAGAAGUCCGAUAGCAACAACACAUCAGAGCAAGAUGGAAAGGAUCAGGGUCAGAUAGAGGAGAAAGGUGAGCAAAACGAAGACAAGGAGGCCGAAGUAAAAUCCAACGAGACCAUUACAGGGACAGGGAACAAAACGGAGGACAGUGUCUCCAGCGAGUUGUUUCCCGACGGAGCUCAGUCGGAGCUUCUAAAUGAGACGGCCAGAACUCAGAAUGAUGCAUGGUCUACUCAAGCUGCCGAGUCCAAGAAAGAGAAAGAAGUGCAAGCUACACCCAAGGAAGAUGGUACUGGGUACAACUGGAAGCUCUGCAAUGUUUCCACUGGGCCUGACUACAUUCCUUGCCUUGACAACGAGGACGCCAUCAAGAAGCUCAAGACUACUAAGCACUAUGAACACCGGGAGAGGCAUUGCCCUGAUGAAGCUCCCACCUGUCUUCUUCCUCUUCCCGAAGGAUACAAACAGCCAAUCGAGUGGCCAAAUAGCAGGAACAAGAUAUGGUAUCAUAAUGUACCUCACACAGAGCUUGCAACCAUAAAGGGGCAUCAAAAUUGGGUGAAAGUGUCUGGUGAGUACCUCACUUUUCCCGGUGGAGGAACUCAGUUCAAGCAUGGAGCACUGCACUACAUUGAUUUCAUCCAGGAGUCUGUGCCUGAAAUAGCCUGGGGGCAAAAUAGCCGUGUUGUAUUGGAUGUUGGCUGUGGAGUGGCCAGUUUCGGAGGCUAUCUAUUCGACAGAGACGUGCUCACCAUGUCAUUUGCUCCUAAAGAUGAGCAUGAAGCGCAAGUGCAGUUUGCUCUUGAAAGAGGAAUUCCAGCUUUCUCAGCAGUCAUGGGUACCAAAAGGCUUCCUUUCCCUGGAAUCGUCUUUGAUGUUAUCCAUUGUGCCCGCUGUAGGGUCCCUUGGCAUAUCGAAGGUGGAAUGCUGUUGCUCGAGUUGAACCGGUUGCUGCGUCCUGGUGGUUACUUUGUCUGGUCUGCCACACCGGUUUACCAAAAACUUGAGGAGGAUGUUGAGAUCUGGAAUGCCAUGACAGAAUUGACCAAGUCCAUGUGCUGGGAGAUGGUGAACAAGACGAAGGAUAAAAUCAACAAGGUCGGCAUCGUAACAUACAGAAAGCCUUCGAACAACGAAUGCUACGCGAAACGAAGCGAAAGCAGCCCUCCACUCUGCCAAGGCUCUGAUGACCCCAACGCCGCCUGGAACGUCCCCUUGCAAGCGUGCAUGCACGAAGUACCUUUGGAUUCGGCCGUCCGGGGAUCACAGUGGCCGCAGCAAUGGCCGCAGAGGUCGGAGAAUCCACCGUAUUGGCUGAAUAGCUCACAGAUUGGAGUAUAUGGAAAGCCUGCACCACAGGACUUCAAGGCAGACUUCCAGCACUGGAAACGCGUUGUAAGCAAUUCGUAUCUCAAGGGACUGGGGAUCGACUGGUCUGGUGUGAGGAACGUCAUGGACAUGAGAGCCGUCUACGGAGGUUUUGCUGCAGCUUUGCAAGAGGUGAACGCAUGGGUGAUGAACAUCGUCACCAUCGACUCACCGGACACUCUUCCUGUUAUUUAUGAGCGUGGACUUUUCGGGAUGUAUCACGACUGGUGUGAAUCUUUCAGCACCUAUCCUAGAUCAUAUGAUCUACUUCACGCGGAUCAUCUCUUCUCCAAAACAAAGAAGAGAUGUAAACUACUGCCAGUGAUCGCUGAAGUGGAUAGGAUUCUGAGACCGCAAGGCAAGCUUAUCGUAAGGGAUAAUGCAGAGACACUUGAAGAGGUCGAGAGCAUGGCAAAAUCACUGAACUGGGAAGUCAGAAUGGGCUACUCAAAGGAAAAAGGAGGAUUGUUGUGUGUUCAAAAGACACUGUGGAGGCCAGAAGAAGUUGAGGCAACUGUGUCAUCAUUGUCUUAGAGCAAAUGUAAAUCUCAGAUGUGUUUCUUCUUCUUCUUCUUCUUCUUCUUUUCUUUGUGUUCAUUUGCUGUUGGCAAUAGAGGGAUAGGCAAUGGUUUGUGAUUCUGAGUGGAUUGUAGAAUCACACAGUUGAGAAUUCUUGGGAUUUGAUGUUUAUAUUGGGACCAUGCACAGUGAGUCCUUUUAUGAGUCAUUUAGUAAGCUGAAUUAAAUUAAAUAUGCUGCUGGCUGCUCUCAA
Molecule: messenger RNA, 3367 nt
Organism: Musa acuminata AAA Group (dessert banana)
Lineage: Eukaryota; Viridiplantae; Streptophyta; Magnoliopsida; Zingiberales; Musaceae
Product: probable methyltransferase PMT24
Exons: 9
Coding region: 229-3129 (966 amino acids)
Cellular component (GO): trans-Golgi network; cytoplasm; endosome
Molecular function (GO): methyltransferase activity
Source: RefSeq, a predicted model, not a curated record